Molecule: messenger RNA, 3741 nt
Organism: Eurypyga helias (sunbittern)
Lineage: Eukaryota; Metazoa; Chordata; Aves; Eurypygiformes; Eurypygidae
Gene: MRTFB
Product: MKL/myocardin-like 2
Biological process (GO): smooth muscle cell differentiation
Source: RefSeq, a predicted model, not a curated record
CUGAGGCUGCAGCAAAGACGGACACGAGAACAGCUGGUGGACCAGGGCAUCAUGCCACCUUUGAAAAGCCCAGCUGCAUUCCACGAGCAGAUAAAGAGCCUGGAGCGAGCCAGGACUGAAAAUUUUUUGAAGCACAAGAUUCGCAGCAGGCCGGACCGGUCGGAGCUGGUCAGAAUGCACAUCCUCGAAGAGACCUUUGCAGAGCCUUCGCUGCAAGCCACUCAGAUGAAACUGAAGAGAGCUCGGCUGGCAGAUGAUCUGAAUGAGAAGAUUGCUCAGAGGCCUGGCCCUAUGGAACUGGUAGAAAAAAACAUUCUUCCUGUAGACUCCAGCGUCAAAGAAGCUAUUAUAGCAGUUGGACAAGAGAAUUAUCCUCAAGCUCUGGAUGAUUAUUCAUUUGAUGAAGACAGCAGCGAUGCUUUAUCACCAGAUCAGCCGGCCAGCCAAGAAUCCCAGUCAGCAGCUUCCCCUGGUGAGCCAAAACCGAGUGACUCGCCAUCACCAGUAACGCCCAGUGCUACUGCAUCAGCACAGUAUCCACCUUUAACCUCUCCAGUUCCUGAAUUUCUCAAAACUCCCCCUACAAUCGAACAGCACAUCACACGCUCUACUGCUACAACCGCCCUGACCACAAACACUGUAUCUGCAGUAAAGCCCGGGCCAACGUUGGUAAAGCAAAGCCACCCAAAGAACCCAAACGAUAAGCAUCGGAGCAAGAAAUGUAAAGAACCUAAGCCAAGGGUGAAAAAAUUGAAGUAUCAUCAAUAUAUUCCACCUGAUCAGAAAGGUGAGAAAAAUGAGCCACAGAUGGACUCCAACUAUGCUCGUCUGCUACAACAGCAGCAACUGUUUUUGCAGCUGCAGAUCCUGAGCCAACAGCAACAACACUACAACUACCAGACAAUUCUACCUGCACCACUGAAGCCACUGACUGACAAACAGAAUAACAACGGGAAUACGCCACUGAAUGCUUUGAACAACAGUACACCAGCGUCAGCUGCCAGCUCCCCAAGACAGAGCAGUAAUGUUCCCAGCCGGAAACCGGGACCUCUACCUUCGAGCCUGGAUGACUUGAAGGUAGCAGAGCUUAAAAUGGAGUUGAAAUUGAGGGGAUUACCAGUGUCUGGAACAAAAACGGAUCUUAUUGAGCGUCUGAAACCCUAUCAAGAUCUUAAUAACAAUGGGGUUGCCACUAGUAGCUCUGUUACAGUAGCCACUUCUACCGGAGCCACAGGUAACAGUGGGGAAGUGACUGUGGCAUUUCCUGUUGCAACACCAAAUAAAACAGUGGCUAAUACGAUAUCCAGCUUUCCUCCAGAAAAAACAUCUACUGGACCUGGCUGCAAAGUGGUAAAUACUGAAAACAUUAGCUCUCCUUUGCCUAUAUCUCCCUCUCCUUCAGAUCAAUCUAGUCUAAGCACAGAUGAUACUGGUAUGGCAGAUACUUUCACAGAAAUGAUGACCAUGAUGUCACCAUCCCAGUUCUUAAGUACUUCACCACUAAGAGCAAAUAUGAGUGAGGAGAAUCAGAAUCGCAGUAGUGGAAGCAUCUCAAUCAUGGAGUUUGAUGUAGCAGAAAAGGACCGCAAGCUUCAAGAAAAAGAAAAGCAGAUUGAAGAGCUCAAAAGGAAACUGGAACAAGAGCAAAAACUUGUGGAAGUACUGAAAAUGCAACUUGAGGUUGAAAAACGGGGUCAACAGCAACAGUCUCAGACUUCUGGUAAUGCAGCUGCUUUGGAACAGAAGCAAUUCAGUGCUGCUGUCAAAGAUGAAAAUGCUCUUACUGACUGCUCUAGUACAAGUCAAUCUGUACCUGUAGCCAGUCAUUCUUUAGGACAGUCGGUGUACACUAGCGGCCAGAAUCCAGUUGCCAAAAAGGCGGUUGUUAUCAAGCAGGAGAUACCUGUGGCCAAAGCUGAACCUCAGAACGCCAUCUCUCAAUUUUAUGUUAACCCACAGAAGCAGCCACAAACUGCCGUUGUUGCCCCACCUCAAGCUUUAUUAACCCAAGGAACUGCACAGCUGCUCCUUCCGCUAUCUAUCCAGGGACCCAAUUCUACCACUGCAGUGCAGCUACCCGUUGGAAAUAUAAAGUUGCAGGCUCAAUCACAAGCUGGAAUACAGACCCCAUCACAAAUACCUGCACCUAUUCCUUCCUCUGGCCUAGCCCAGACAGCACCUCAGAUGCAUACUCCACAAUCAAAACAAAACACCGCCACGCAGCACGCACUUGGUCAGACCCAACAAGUCAGAAAGGUUUUUCCACCUACCACGUCACAUACAGUAUUUUCGUAUCAGACUGCACCAGUUACAACACCUUCACAGUCUUUUAUUAAUAAAAUAUCAAACUCUAACAUUCACACUGGUGGUAAUCAGGUUCCCUCUGUGCAGAAUGGACCUGCUACUCCUAAUAAGCCUGGCUCUCCAUCUCAAGCUCAGCCUUACCUUGUUCAACAGUCCCUCUUCAACAACACAGUAUCCAAGGCAAAAGAUCCUCCUCGUUAUGAAGAGGCUAUAAAACAGACCCGCAGUAUUCAGACAUCGCACCGUGAGAUUUCCAGUGCGCACAGUCAGCAGAUGGAUGAUCUUUUUGAUAUUCUCAUCAAGAGCGGAGAGAUUUCCCUUCCAAUAAAGGAGGAACCAUCUCCCAUUUCUAAAAUGAGACCAGUGACAGCCAACAUCACUACGAUGCCAGUGAAUACAGUGAUAUCCCGCCCACCGCCACAGAUCCAAAUGGCCCCUCCUCCCGUGUCCUUGGAACCAACCACCAGCUUGUCUAUAAGUUUGGAAAACCAACUUGAAGCCCUCUUGGAUGGAACAUUACCGUCAGGUAAUGAAAUUCCUCAGCUGACAAGCAGUAAUGAGGACAGAGAGUCAUUUUCUUUAAUUGAAGACCUCCAGAAUGAUCUGCUUAAUCACUCCAGCAUUUUGGAUCACUCUCAUUCACCCAUGGAAACAUCUGACCCGCAGUUUACCAGUAAUAAUUCGUGUCUGUCUCUUGACCUUCCCGAUACCAAUUUGGACAAUAUGGAAUGGCUAGACAUCACAAUGCCCAGCUCCUCAUCUGGACUCACUCCUCUCAGUUCUACUGCCCCCAGCGUGUUUUCCACUGACUUUCUAGAUCCGCAAGAUCUACAGCUGCACUGGGAUUAAGCUAUAGCCAAUGAGAACACGGCCUGCAAGUCUCCAUACAGCAGAGGUCCAUUAUUACACCAUUCUGAUUGCCGUUAAGAUAAAUUAGGACAGUAACGUUUGGAAGAACAAAUGCUUGAAGCUAAUUCCUUAUUGAUUUUCAAGUUUACAACAGUGAAUUACUUUAUGCUCCUAUCAGUAAUGCAGAUCAGGGCCCUCUGAAAGCUGUAUUUCACAAGUCAAGAAAGGAUGAUUGUACUUACUGAUACCCCGAGGUAAAUGCAUCACAGAUAUUUAAGAAAGAAGUUACGUCUCUGACUUUGUAAUGCUUAAAUGAGCAACACAACAUGGCUAAACUUAGAGAAGAAAAAGUGAGAUUUCAACUGUCUGUAUUGACACAGCGAGCAAAUGUUUGGGGGAGGUGGAGGUAUCACUGCACUUCAUUGUUCCUGUGGAUAGCCUGAGCCAGGUUCAAAAUGAAUUGUGAGGGCAAAGGCAAGUAGAAGCACUGGCUGGUUCAGUGAAAUUUCAUAUAUCUAGUCUCUUAAUUUGUUCAAGUUGUUUUUAUAUUUCGGUUUUGUGGUUUUUAAAACUCUUCCUCCAUUCUUU